AAUGCUCACGAGUCUCUGAUAGCACGCUUGCUCGCAUUUGGCCCUGUUCAAAUGCUAGCGUUUCAGCGCCGACCCGGAAAAUUAUGGAAAAUGUCCCAUGUUAUUAUUGGUUCUAUGUAUGUCUUCCAGUUUAUUUAAAUCGACACGCAUGGCAGCUUUCUACUUCCAUGCGUUCCUUCAGGCAGGUGCUGUUAGUACUGGGUGGUUAUCGGCUGCCUCAACCUCCGUCCCCGCCCAUAUAAAUCUCAUUGGGUCAUUCAUGAUGAAUUAGCACCAGGUCCCUGCUCGUCUGCUCAACAUGCAGUCGUUCUCCGCCCUUCUUUGCGCAGUUCUCCUCGCUACCGUGGCCUCUGUAUCGGCUUCAAGCUUCUUUAGUAUGCCCCUGACGAAACUUGCGCCUUCCAGCUCUUCUCUCGCGGGACUGCCUGAUGCUGAUCGUUCCCGUGCUGCAUUCCUAAAGAGCUUUGCUUCUGGCGGUCCUACGACGGUCCCUGCGUCUAAUCUUGCAUAUGUCCAGUACACUACCAGUGUGGGCGUUGGUAGUCCUCCGACGUACUACAACUUGGUCGUCGACACUGGUAGCUCCAAUACUUUUGUUGGAACUGGAACAACGUAUGUCCAGACUUCAACCAGUAUCUUCACUGGUGAAGACGUCAACGUCACUUACGGCUCGGGUUACUUUUCCGGCUUGGAGUAUCUCGACCAGGUGACACUUGCUCCAGGUUUUGUCAUCACGAAUCAGUCCAUCGGUGAUGCUCUUUCCUAUGCCGACUUUGAGGGCGUCGAUGGGAUCGUCGGUGUGGGCCCCGUCAUUCUGACUGAGGGCACACUCUCGCCCAGCACCAACGAGCUAAUCCCCACCGUUAUGAACAAUGCUCUCUCGCAGGGUUUGAUCACACAGGAAAUAUUGGGCGUCUCUUUCGCACCCGCAACGAGUUACAACGACACUAAUGGUGCCCUCACUUAUGGUGGCAUCGAUUCGUCUUUGUACACCGGCGAAAUUACUUACACGCCAGUCACUGCAACUUACCCUGCCGGUUACUACUGGGGUAUCAACGUCACCGAUGCAACGUAUGGUGCCGCCAACGACAAGACGACUGUUAUCCCAACUUCAACCGCCGGAAUCGUUGAUACUGGCACCACCCUGGUUCUCCUCGCUGACAACUUCUUCGAGUCCUAUAUGCGCGCCAUCCCUGGUGCCAAGCUCGACCAGACCACCGGCCUCAUGACCAUUCCUGAAAGCUCCGUCUCGAAGAUCCAACCAUUGAACUUUACGGUCGGCGGCACCGUCUUCAGUUUGGACGCUGCAGCGCAACUCAUCCCGAUGGACCAGAACACCGCAUGGGGCUUGUCGGCAAACAAGCAGUACGGCAUUGUCUCGUACUUGGGGACUAACAGCGGCGAGGGGCUAGACUUUAUCAUCGGGCAGAAGUUCAUGGAGAAGUACUAUGCUGUGAGUUGUCGAAUCGCCAUGUGGCUAUGUACGAGGUACUGAUUGACUUGCAGGUGUUCGACACGGAUAGUCAACAAGUUGGAUUUGCUUAUACCGAACAUACGUUCACCACCUACACUCCUUAAUAUGG
Suillus paluster is the source of this 1583-nucleotide messenger RNA. Its product is annotated as acid protease. Gene Ontology annotation, molecular function: aspartic-type endopeptidase activity. The coding region runs from base 299 to 1495 and encodes 398 amino acids. The transcript has 7 exons. The record is from RefSeq and is a predicted model, not a curated record. Gene Ontology annotation, biological process: proteolysis. NCBI's taxonomy places the organism in Eukaryota, Fungi, Basidiomycota, Agaricomycetes, Boletales, Suillaceae.